Molecule: messenger RNA, 1722 nt
Organism: Rhinichthys klamathensis goyatoka
Lineage: Eukaryota; Metazoa; Chordata; Actinopteri; Cypriniformes; Leuciscidae
Gene: sp8a
Product: sp8 transcription factor a
Exons: 2
Coding region: 86-1315 (409 amino acids)
Biological process (GO): regulation of transcription by RNA polymerase II
Molecular function (GO): RNA polymerase II cis-regulatory region sequence-specific DNA binding; DNA-binding transcription factor activity, RNA polymerase II-specific
Source: RefSeq, a predicted model, not a curated record
AGCCGAACGCAUUUGUGCAGCGGUGGGCGGUAAAAGUCUCCAAAACAGCCGAGAGACUUAUAAAUGUGCGGACCUUUCACAGGUGAUGGCAACUUCACUUCUUGGGGAGGAACCGAGGGUUGGAUCCACUCCACUGGCCAUGUUAGCAGCAACCUGUAACAAAAUCGGGAGCUCGAGUCCCUCCUCGGACAGCGGCUCGUUUGGAAAAGGAGGUUUUCACCCGUGGAAGCGCGCGGCGCCCAGCAGCUGUUCUCUCUCCCCGUUCGGAGCGCAACGGAACGAGACAUUCAGCGCCAACAGCUCGUUCUCCCUGGCGGGCUCGAACACAUCCACCAGUCCGUUUGGAAACGAUUAUCCCGUGUUUCAGACUUCAGUCGCGAACAGUUCCCCGGACCCGAGCGCGCAGUCGGUGUUCAUCUCGAAAGUGGACACUCUGCAGGGGAUUUACCCGAGGAUGAGCGUCGCGCACCCGUAUGAGACUUGGUUCAAAUCCGCGCAUGGUGGCAUCUCCGCCGGGGACGUGGGCACCGGUAGCGGGUCCUCCUGGUGGGAUAUGGGCACCGGCUGGAUUGAUGUUCAAAGCGCGAACGGCGCCGCGCUCCAGACCUCUUUACAUUCGCCCCUGAGCGGGUACAACUCAGACUAUUCCUCCAUAACUCACUCCGCAUUCAGUACCAGUCCAUCUCCGCAUCUUCUUACUGGUGGGCAGCACCUGAUGGACGGAUUCAAACCGGUUUUAUCCGCUACCUACCCAGAAACCAGUCCCGGUGCCACAAGCGCAGUUUUAUCCGGGUCCCCGGUGUUACCGCUUGCCGGGUCACCACGCUCAUCCACCAGGCGCUACUCGGGCAGAGCCACCUGCGACUGUCCGAACUGCCACGAGGCGGAGAGGUUAGGGCCCGCGGGGGCCAGUCUGCGCAGGAAGGGCCUCCACAGUUGCCACAUCCCGGGCUGCGGGAAAGUAUACGGAAAGACUUCUCACCUCAAAGCGCAUUUGCGCUGGCACACCGGCGAGAGGCCGUUCGUCUGUAACUGGCUGUUCUGUGGGAAGCGCUUCACCAGGUCCGACGAGCUCCAGCGGCAUUUACGCACACACACCGGGGAAAAGAGGUUCGCCUGUCCGGUGUGCAACAAGCGCUUCAUGCGCAGCGACCAUCUCAGUAAACACGUGAAAACACACAGCGCCUGCGAGCCCGGGUCAACCGGGGUUAAAAAGGGCAGCGAUACCGACAGCGAACAGAGUGUACCGGGCAGCCCAGCCUGCCAGUCCCCGGAAAUCAUCCACACCACAGAACCCGUGCAGAACGGCCUCUGAAAACAACCAUACACACGCGCUCUUAAAGAUAAACGUUCCAAUUACAGCCAAAACAUGUUUAAAAAACCAACUCUUUACUGUCAAAUUCAUUCGAAAUUGGUAUAUUGGUUAUUAAAGAACCCCGAAACACUGACCUGAAGAAAUGAUAUCCAAAGAAACAUAUCAUUCUUUUGAAAAAAGGUUCCAAAAUGUUCUUCUUAAAAGAGCCAAUUUUAAACUCUACAAAACAUGUUUUUCCACUGUAAAGGUUCAUCCUCCUGAGACCCAGGAAAAGUUUUUUGAAUUUAGUAUUUUUUCAUGUCAUUACAUUGUUUAGAGCAUAAGAAAAAGAUUUUAAUUGUUUUUUAUUCUUAUUUUAUGCUAUGUCCUCUGUAGUGGCAAGACAUAAAAUGAAAGCUCAUGGCAAA